Messenger RNA from Triticum turgidum subsp. durum (durum wheat), 3111 nucleotides. The record is from the annotation of a GenBank genome assembly. NCBI's taxonomy places the organism in Eukaryota, Viridiplantae, Streptophyta, Magnoliopsida, Poales, Poaceae.
AUGGAGAUGGAGGCGGCUCCGGUGAGCGCGGUGACGGGGGCCCUCAAACCCGUCCUGGGGAAGCUGGCCACGCUGAUGGGCGACGAGUACAAGCGCCUCGAGAUGGCGCGCGGCGAGGAGAUCAAAUCCCUCGCCGACGAGCUCUCCGCCAUGGACGCGGCUCUGCUGGACAUGUCGGGGGAGGAGGACCCCGAUGCGCAGGACAAGGCGUGGAUGAACGAGGCGCGGGAGCUCUCCUACGAUAUGGAAGACUCCAUCGAUGACUUCAUGCGGACGAUCCAUGACGAGGAUGUGAAGCCGGACCACGGCCUCUUCAUGGAGAAGAUGAAGGAUUUGCUGGGGAAGAUGAAGGCCCGUCGUCAGACCGGCGAUGGUUUCAAGGAACGGAUCAACAGGGUGAGCAACAGAAAUGGAAGGUACGAGACCCGUGGGACAUUCUCCAACAACGCCCAUGCAACUGUUGACCCUGCAGCUAUUGCCAUGUUUGAGCUUUUGACGAAGCAAGAUGGACCCAAAGCUGAGGUGAUCAAGUUGCUCAUUCAAGAUGAGGCUGACUGUGAGCCGCUGCUGGCUGAAGUGGAGGGUGGACAUGAGUCAUUGCUGGCUGAAGAGGAGGGCGGAUGUGGCCCCCCGCGGGCUGAAGACAAGGACGGAUCUGAGUUGCCAUUGGUUGAAGAGGAGGAUGGAUGUGAGUCACCGCUCACUGAGAAGGACUUAUGCGAGUCUCUGCAGGUGGAAGUAGAAGAAGACGAGCGUGAGUCGCCCAAGGUGGAAGAGGAAGAAGAAGAGUGUGAGUCACCAAAGGUGGAAGAGGAGGAUGUAUGUGAGCCAGCGCCUGCUGAAGAAGACGAGUGUGAGUCGCCACAGGCAGAAGGGGAGGCCCCAUGUGAGUUGAGAACACGAAAACAACCCAAGCUGGUCGCCAUUGCUGGAGCUGGAGGAACAGCUCUUGCGAACCGAGUGUAUGAAGAGCUCAGAGUAAAAGAUUUUGACUACUGGCCUUUUAUAUCACUGUCACCAAAUCCAGACAUGACAAGUACCCUGACAGCUCUUCUCCUUGAACUUACCGGUGAAUUAAAAAAAGAAGCAAGCGUGCAACAACUGAUUACCGAUAUCAACGAAUUGCUACUAGACAAAAGAUACUUAAUUGUCAUUGACGGUAUAUGCCAGAAAGAAACAUGGGAUGUCAUUAAGCAUGCAUUCCCCAUGACAAGCUGUGGCAUAAUAAUCACCACUAGCCCGUGUGAAGAUAUCACUGAAUUAUGCCGGUCAUGGUUCAAUGGGCAUAUUUACCAUAUAAGACCUCUUGGUAUGGUACAUUCAAGACCGCUAUUUCACCAAAGAUUAUUCAACUCUGAUGACGACUGCCAUCCACACCUUGAAGAAGUUUCUGAUAAAAUAUUGGAAAAAUGUGAUGACUUACCUUUGGCAAUCUUAGCUACAUCUGGUUUGUUGGCUAACACACAAAGAACAGAGCAUCUAUGGAAUCACAUGGCAGAUUCAAUUGGGUGUGCACUUGAAACAAGUCAUACCAUCGAAAGGAUGAUGAAGAUUUUGUCACUUUGUUAUUUUGAUCUUCAUCCUCGCCUCAAAACUUGUCUCUUGUACCUCAGUAUGUUCCCAAAAGGGUCAACCAUUAAGAUGAAGGACCUGAUAUGGAGAUGGACUGCUGAAGGAUUCUUUCAUGGAGAACAAAAAAAUGCAGCACAUGAGUUAGGAGAGAGGUGUUUUAAUGAGCUCCUGAAUAGGAGUUUGAUCCAGCCUGUGAAGAUAGACCAGUAUGGUAAGGUUAAAAGCUGUCAAGUUCAUGACACAGUUAUGGACUUCAUCAUAUCCAAGUCUGUCGAAGAUAACUUUGUUACUUUUGUUGGUAUUCCAUGUCCAACUAUUGAUCAGACACAAAGCAAAGUUCGUCGAUUCUCCCUCCAAGCUACAGAAGGCUAUUCUUCUCCAGAUAUUAACUUGGUAUUGUCUCAUGCCCGAUCACUUAAAGUAUUUGGAUCACUGUGGACAAUCCCUUCUCUAGAUGAGUUCAAGCAUUUGCGUGUUGUGGACUUUGGAGGUUUCAGUGAUUGGGGAGACGACCAUCUUGCAAAUAUUGGGAGGUUAUUCCAGCUGAGGUACCUGAACCUCUCUUGGACAAGAGUAUGGGAGCUCCCAGAAGAAAUAGGACAUCUAUCUUGCUUAGAGAUGUUGGACCUAACAGCCACAGGGGUAUCCAAGUUACCAUCAUCUAUAGUUAAUCUAGAAAAUUUGGUUCAUCUAUUAAUCGGCGAGUUUGUUGAAUUUCCGGAAGGAGGAAUUGGGAAGAUGCAAGCACUAGAGACAUUGAAACAAGUCAGAGCCUUUAAGCAGCCAAUUCAAUUUCUUCAAGAUUUCGGCAAGCUACAGAAUCUGUGGAAGCUGAAUAUUGAUCUUACCAAUAAUCAAGAGGACACUGAAGAUACAAAGGAGUGCAUGAAAGCAAUUGCAUCUUCUCUCUAUGAACUAGGCACACACAAUCUUCGUUCUUUAACUAUCUGGAACUGUGAUUACAGCUUAUUGAUGGAAGAAUGGUGCCCGACUCCGGUUGGCCUCCAAAAACUUACGACCUGGCAGUCAACCUUUCCACGGGUUCCGGAUUGGAUGGGUUCCCUCGUCAACCUUCAGCAAUUACGGUUUGACCUGGAGAGAAUCAGCUAUGAAGAUCUCUGCAUCCUCGGAGGCUUACCUGCUCUGCUCACUCUGAGCCUAGUAGGAAAAGAAAUGUCUGAAGGGAAGCUUACUGUUAGUGGUGAAAUGGGAUUUCCAAUGUUGAGGGAUUUCACUUACGGCAUGUACCCUGGGUUAGGGAUAAAGAUGAUGUUUGAAGCAGGAUCCAUGCCCAAGCUAGAAAAGCUCAGGAUUGAUUUCACCCCAGCAACGAAUGGAUAUCUCUUCAGUACCGGUGGUCUAACUGGUAGUGGUCCUUAUGAUUUCGGAAUCGAGAACCUCCCCAGCACUCUCACGACCGUCGUAUGUGAAUGUAAGUCAUUUGAUGGAGAUUGCACUCUUGAAGCCACAAGGGCGGCCCUGGAGAGAGCAGUCAGCACACACCCCAGCUGCCCUGUUCUGGACUUCUCCAUCUACUAG